Molecule: messenger RNA, 1575 nt
Organism: Fusarium keratoplasticum
Lineage: Eukaryota; Fungi; Ascomycota; Sordariomycetes; Hypocreales; Nectriaceae
Product: MFS domain-containing protein
Exons: 4
Coding region: 1-1575 (524 amino acids)
Biological process (GO): transmembrane transport
Molecular function (GO): transmembrane transporter activity
Source: RefSeq, a predicted model, not a curated record
AUGGAGAAGCCACACGCAGACCAUGUAUCCCAUACCGAGAAGCCCGACGGGCUUUCUGGGGUUGAUGCAUUCCCACUGGAGGCUCGUGCAGAAGCUGGAGUGCUUCUGGACGUGGCGGGUCCUGAUGGAACCUCUCUUCGGCUUGCCAAAGAUGGGCAUACUGUACUGCUGCCUCAGCCAACGGACGAUAUGGACGAUCCGUUGAAUUGGUCCUCCCGGAAGAAGCACCUUAUCCUUUUCACGGUGGCCUGGGCUGCCCUCACUGCCGACUUUGCAUCUGCAUCUGGCAGCGCUCCUAUCAUCUUGCAGGCGGUUGAGUGGCACAAAUCUGUUGGCACCAUCAACCAAACCAACAGCAUCAGCGUCUUGAUGAUGGCAGUGGGAGGCGUAAUCUGGGUUCCCAUGACUUCCUUCAUUGGACGAGCUCCCACCUUGUUCUGGUCCACAUUCUUCGGCCUAGUCUUCUCGAUCGUCACCGCAGUGUCUCCCAACUUUCCCUGCUUCUACGCCAUGCGAGCUAUGUCGGGGCUGUUCCUUACAUCUGGUCAAACAAUCGCCGUUGCAUUCAUCAAAGACAUUUUCUUCUUCCAUGAGCGAGCCCGAAAAAUUGGCCUCUGGGCACUCAUGUACAUUACGUCUCCGUACUUGGGCCCGCUACUUAGCAACUUUGUUGUGGGCGGCACGCACAAGUGGCAGGACGUGUUCUGGCUUGGUGUGGGAGUCGUCGGGAUUGACCUGAUCCUCAUUAUCGCCUUCCUUGAUGAGACUUGGUAUAAUCGUGAUAUACCUACCUCGAAGCAGCCAUCUCGUGGCCAGGGCUUUGGUUCCAGGAUGCUCCGACUCACUGGUGUCUGGCAAUUGCGACAUCAUUCUACAUACUACGAGACUGCCUACGAUUCCUUCAAGAGAUUCUUCUUGACUUUGUUUAAGCCCGUCCUCUUGCUCGUCCUGUUUGCCUACCUGCUCUGCUUCGCUUGGGCAAUCGGUAUCAAUAUCACGACUGCCAUCCUCUUCGCAAUUCCAAGAGAGGCGGGUGGUUAUGGGUACUCCUACUACGGACUUGGAUACCUUUACUUUUCCCCGAUUGUUGGCGUGCUCUUUGGCGAAGUCUUUGGUCACUAUUUCAACGAUUACGUUGCUAGACGCUACGUCCGAAAGCACAAGGGCGUGUUUGAACCCGAAGCUCGGCUGGUCACCAUAUACAUAUCCGCCUUGUUCAUGAUAGCUGGCCUGGUCCUGCUCGGACAAGCCUUGCACCACCACCUCUCUGUGGCUGCGGUCAGUAUAGGAUGGGGAAUGCACAGCUUUGGCAUCAUGACCACCUCGGUUGCCGUGACGGCAUAUGUCUUGGAUUCAUAUCCUUCUGCUCCUGCAGAGGUCUCCGGCUGGACCAACAUUGCUCGAGCCAUGAGUGGUUUUAGUGUCGGCUACUUUCAGGAGCCUUGGGGAUCCAAGGUUGGGUACGACGCAAGUUUCGGAACCCAGGCGGCGAUUGUUGGUGCGAGCAUGAUCUUGAUUGCUAUUGUGCAUCGCUAUGGUCAUUUCCUCCGCCUCAAGUCUAGUCAGUUGAGGUAA